AUGAAGAAGAUUCCUCCAAAGCUUAUCGCAGAAGCUAAAGCGGGUAAACUGCCGGCUGUCCACCCUCCCAAAAACAUUUCCGACGGCGCUGAGACGGCUUUGGUAUCUCUGACGGAUAUCCUUCCCCUAUUCCGGACGUGCAUCAACUUCAUCGCCGAAAACCAAGACAAGAAUGGAAUCCUCAGACUGUCGGAGCACCUUGACGGUAUCCUAGCCUGGCUGCGACUUUUCACCGCCUACUCUGCUUCCUACUUCUCCGGUGACGAGUUAGCUUGGAGGAUGGAACUCGCCUGCAGUUUUCCUACCGUACUGAUGAAGACGGACGAACAACUGGCAGACUUGAUCUUACGCUCCCCAACCAUGAUUGAGGUAUUCCUCGAGGCUUGGUAUGCCAAGAAUAACGACGGAGAACCUCUUUGCAUCAUUGUCAGCCCUGUCUGUGUUGUCGCGCAACUGUUGAACGAAAUCACGGCUCACCAGGACGGCUUCGAGCAACUAACGAGCCUCCUCUCCUCAAAGAGAUACCUCCCGGCCUUCUGCACUACGUUCGCGUCACGAAUCACCACUGUUUCUUCUCUUUUCGACCCGGCCAAUUGCGACUCUGAAGCAAUCAGCGGAUACAUCGGCACCCUCUCCUCGGCGGCCACGCGACUCGCCCGCGUCCCUGAAGUACACCGUCGAUUGCGCCAAGUUGGGAUCCUCAAGCGCCUUGUCAGGGCUAUCAAAGUAUUCAAUGCGCGUCUUAGGCCACAGGAAACUUUCUUACUCGCUACCUACACCAUUCGACUCUCCUACCAACCGGGAAUCACGAGAUAA
Coprinopsis cinerea okayama7#130 is the source of this 816-nucleotide messenger RNA. RefSeq lists its product as hypothetical. Bases 1 to 816 code for a protein of 271 amino acids. The record is from RefSeq and is a predicted model, not a curated record. The transcript has 3 exons. Lineage: Eukaryota; Fungi; Basidiomycota; Agaricomycetes; Agaricales; Psathyrellaceae.